UAUAAAAACUAUAUUAAUCAAUUCUUCUUAUUUUCAAGAAAUGGAACUGCUGAAUAUCCAGCACCACAAUUAACUUUUCAUCAUGUGCAUGGUACAAAUAUUCACCUAUUACGUAAUUCUCGUGUCGCAAAAAGAAAAGAAUCGUUUUGUAAAGGACUCGCUUUUAGUUCAAGACCUAUUAGAGUUGAUGAAAAUGUAUGUAUACGAUUCGCUGAAGUUGUUACAAAUUGGUCAGGCGUUCUACGCUUUGGUGUGACGAAUGUCGAUCCAGCUUCAUUUCGUGGCACCGAUCUUCCCAAAUUUGCCUGCCCUGAUUUAACAUCUAAAGAUGGUUAUUGGGCAAAAGCUUUACCAGAGCGAUAUUCUGUUGAAGGCUCAAUUUUACAUUUUUAUGUAAAUACUGAGGGAGAAUUAUACUAUGGAAUUAAUGGUAUAUUAAAAGGACAAUUUCUUAAUGGAAUAAAUGUUUAUUUACCAAUGUGGGUGAUUGUCGACAUUUAUGGAAAUACUUCUGCACUUGAAUUCGUUGAUCCAAGUGAUUUACGACGCUUUCGAUUUGGUGGCAAAACUCGUUCACAUAGAAAUUCUUUAAGUGCACUUACAUCAACACAACAAGCGUCAUCAUCGUCAGUUUCUUCUCCAAGAGUCACAUUUUCGCCGCUUACAUUUCAUACAGUUCGUGGUAAACAUAUUUCAUUGAGUAAAAAUUAUACGAUAGCAGAAAGGUACGCUCAUGAAUUCGCUUGUGGCUAUGUUUUUUCUUCGAGACCAUUGCAAUUUAACGAGAAAUUGGUGAUUCAAGUAUUGGAAAUGGCUUAUUCAGGUGGUUUGGCAUUUGGAUUAACAUGCUGUGACCCAAAAAAUAUCCAAGGAUCGACGCUUCCAGUCGACAGUGAUGAUCUUUUGGAGAGAUCGGAAUACUGGGUCGGUAUAAAAGAUGUUGCUGGAAUGCCUAAGGUCACCGAUGAACUUGCUUUUUGGAUUACUAAAAAAGGCGAAGUAUAUUUUUCGAAAAAUAAUCUGCCUCCUCGUGUUAUAAUACAUGUUGACACUGCCGUUGACUUAUGGGCGUUUUUCGAUGUUUAUGGUACAACAAUGAAGAUAAGAUUGCUUGGUUUGUUCUUUUCAUUGGCUUUUAUGAUUGCCUUCAUCUUCAUUUAUUCAUUUAUCGUGAUAAUUGUAAACAAUUUCGAAUUUUAUUUUAUUAUUUUUCCUGUUUUUAAGUCACCAAAUAAGAAAUCUGAAGAAAUUGAAGCGGAAAUUGGUGAUGAAUGUCGAAUUUGUAUGAAUGCUAAGGUAAAUUGUGUUAUUUAUACGUGCGGCCAUAUGUCAAUGUGUUAUGAAUGUGCCACUGAAACAUGGCAUGUGAAUGGUGAAUGUCCAAUAUGUCGAAAAAAAAUCGAAGAUGUUAUAAAAAUAUACAAAGCUUAA
Dracunculus medinensis (Guinea worm) is the source of this 1431-nucleotide messenger RNA. The record is from the annotation of a GenBank genome assembly. NCBI's taxonomy places the organism in Eukaryota, Metazoa, Nematoda, Chromadorea, Rhabditida, Dracunculidae.